AUGGCGGCAGCGCUUGAUCAACCCCUUUUCGACCCGAUCGCCGGCGCUCCGGCGACCGAUGCAGCCUCAAUCACUCCUCCCCAGAGCGUGAACGGCAAGAAGGAGGUUCCCGAUGGGGUUCCGUCAGAGCUGUCGGAUCUCGAGCUCGAUCCCAAUGUCAACGGCGCCAAGGAGAUACCAUCGGUAGAGGCGGACGAUGAGGAGAUCGAGCCGGACCACUACUAUGGUGGCGGCAAGAUUCCGGUGUUCAAGCCGUUCCGCGACUUCCAAUCGUUCAUCAACAAGGUCGAGGAGUAUGGCAUGCGCUCCGGAAUCAUCAAAGUUAUCCCUCCUAAAGAAUGGACCGAUUCCCUACCACCCCUUGACGAAGCCGUUAAGAAGAUCCGUGUGAAGAACCCAAUCAUGCAGGAAUUCCAUGGCUCGCACGGAACCUACACACAAGCGAACAUUGAGAGACAGAGAUCAUACAAUCUACCCCAGUGGAAAGCCCUGUGUGAAGAGAGCAGUCACCAGCCACCUGCUCGGAGAGGACGACAACCCAAGUCUGUCACAUCCCGUAGAAAGCACAACAAGGGCGAUGCGAUCGAUUACGUGGACGAAGAAGCCUUCCAAGACUUUGAUUACCGCAUCGAUGACAGCCAGGAUUACACCUACGAAAGAUGCGAGGAGCUUGAGACCAACUAUUGGAAAUCCCUGAUGUUCAACAAUCCCCUGUACGGUGCCGAUAUGCCGGGUUCUCUUUUCGACGAUAACAUCACGACUUCAUGGAACGUCGCCCGAUUACCAAAUCUGCUGGAUGUCUUGGGACAGAAGGUGCCUGGUGUCAAUACGGCAUACCUCUAUCUGGGAAUGUGGAAGGCUACUUUCGCAUGGCACCUGGAGGAUGUGGAUCUUUACAGCAUCAACUAUAUCCACUUCGGUGCUCCCAAACAGUGGUAUAGCAUCUCCCAAGAAGAUGCUCCUCGCUUCGAACAAGCCAUGAAGAGUAUUUGGCAAAGCGACGCUAAGAAUUGCGACCAAUUCCUCCGCCACAAGACCUAUCUUGUUUCUCCCAAUUUGCUCAAGUCCCAGUACGGCAUCACAGUGAACAAGUUAGUACACUAUGAAGGCGAGUUCGUCAUCACCUACCCGUACGGAUAUCAUUCCGGUUACAACUUGGGGUACAACUGCGCUGAGUCGGUCAACUUCGCAACGGAGAAGUGGCUCGAUUACGGACGUGUGGCCAAGAAGUGCAACUGCGAGGCUGAUAGUGUCUGGAUCGAUGUCGACGAGAUCGAACGGAAGCUUCGGGGCGAGGCUACCCCAGAGUAUUUCGGCGAAUACGAAAGCGAUCUUGACGAGAUCGAAGGUGCUUCGGAUCUCCUGACGCCUCCCCGCAGUGUCCCAGAAAAAACAUCUACGCGUGGUCGGAAGCGCAAGAAUGACGGUGAAACCACCAAGGCGAAACGCAUGCGGGUAGCCAUGGAAGUUCCCAGAAAGAUACCCUGUGUCUUGUGUCCCAAUAAUCUGGAUUACGAGGAUCUCUUGCCGACCGAAGAUGGCAAAUCCCAUGCUCACCGUCGCUGUGCCUUGUACACCGAAGAGACCUCCAUCCUCCGCGAUGAGUCCGGCAAGGAGGUGGUGUGUGACGUGGAUAAGAUUCCCAAGGCCCGCAUGGGUCUCAAGUGUCUCUUCUGCCGUGAAGUACGCGGAGCAUGCUUCCAGUGCAACUUUGGCAAGUGCACUCGGUCAUACCACGCCACUUGUGCACUUUUGGCGGGUGUACAGGUGGAGCAGGGCCAGGUUGCAGUGAUUGCGGAUGAUGGGAACCAGUACUCGAUCCCCAGCGUGGACCUCAAGUGCAAGUAUCAUCGCCAGAAGAAGCCGUCCUGGAUGGCGAGCGGCGAGUCACCCGACUAUGACCGCAAACUCAUCCAGACGGCACGGGGCUUGGUGGCUGGGGAUCUGGUGCAGUUCCAGGCGGACAAGGAAAUUAACGGUGCGAUUGUGCUCCAGAACCGACCGGAGGAACGGACGUUACUGGUCAAGGUGUUGCCACGAGGGUAA
Aspergillus niger is the source of this 2046-nucleotide messenger RNA. RefSeq lists its product as uncharacterized. Lineage: Eukaryota; Fungi; Ascomycota; Eurotiomycetes; Eurotiales; Aspergillaceae. Gene Ontology annotation, molecular function: histone H3K36 demethylase activity; histone H3K9 demethylase activity. Bases 1 to 2046 code for a protein of 681 amino acids. Gene Ontology annotation, biological process: chromatin remodeling. Gene Ontology annotation, cellular component: nucleus. The record is from RefSeq and is a predicted model, not a curated record. The transcript is spliced from 5 exons.